Messenger RNA from Sardina pilchardus (European sardine), 1273 nucleotides. RefSeq lists its product as uncharacterized. Lineage: Eukaryota; Metazoa; Chordata; Actinopteri; Clupeiformes; Clupeidae. Gene Ontology annotation, cellular component: external side of plasma membrane. The record is from RefSeq and is a predicted model, not a curated record. The coding region runs from base 51 to 1148 and encodes 365 amino acids. The transcript is spliced from 8 exons. Gene Ontology annotation, biological process: negative regulation of T cell proliferation; cellular response to lipopolysaccharide; positive regulation of T cell proliferation.
UGGUGUGUGUGAGAGAAACACAGAAACAGCAAAGGCAACCAUCGGAAAAAAUGCAGAGGAUCAUUUUGCUCUCCUUUAGCUGCAUGGUCAGAAUCACAACAGGCUGCAGUCUGCUAGAUGCGAACAGUAUUGAUGUCACUAAAUAUCUUGGUGAAUCUGUUCUCCUGCCGUGCUCCUGUGAUGAUCUCCAGACUAAACCUCACAACUUCAGAUGGCACAAAAACACACACACAGAGAUGUAUCCCUCUACAUCUCACCACUCGGACAGGAUUCACAUGUUCAAUCAGGAUUCUCCAGGAAAUCUCUCCCUGUUCAUAUCAGACCUGACUAAAGAGGAUGAGGGACAGUACAGGUGUGAAAGCUACCAGUACGGCUACAGAGACAUCACACUCAGAGUUAAAGGAUGCUCUCUAAUGGAAAAGGACACAACAUAUGAGAUUGUGAAAAGCUCAGGAGAAUCUGCCCUGCUGCCCUGCUCCUGUUCUCCUCUGCAUGCCAAACCUGAGAGAGUGACAUGGGAAGUCAAACGGAGAGCGUCUCCAUACAGCUCAUUCAUUCUAGUAUCCAGCACAAGUGGACCCUACAGAGGCAGAGUUCAGAUGUUUCACCAACAUUCACCAGGAAAUGCUUCUCUGCUAAUAUCAGACCUGACUGGGGAGGACCAGGGAUUAUAUAGGUGCUAUCUUAAUGGAGAGAUCAGGAGAAUUGACCUUCUGAUCAAAGAUCUUCAUCCGAUAUUACCAGCAAGCAUGUCGACCCCUAAAGCACAACCUAAAACACAAACAUCGGUAACUAUAGAAAAAGACAUAGUGAAGAAUGGAGGAAGUGAAACACCUCUUUACGUCUUCAUCCUUGUAGCUGUGCUGCUGUUGUUACUUCUGCUGGGAGGGGUCAUGUUCCUGUACAUGAGACACAAAGGCCAAAAAGGGAAAAUGACCAAAUCAGGACAGAUGCAAGUGGAGGAGCUAAAGGAUGACACUAAGGUGUACUGCACUGUACAGGAAACCAGAGAUGACAUGUUCACACAAGCAGAAAACCAGGAUGAUGUGACCUACUCAACUGUGACCCAUAAUAAAAAACACAGAGCAGCCCAAGUGGAGAUGGACACAGACGACAGCACAGAAUACGCCAGAAUCAAGAGAACAUGAGCCAAGACACCCUUAUAAACCCCUGUGCUUCAUGCAAGCAUAUUUAUAGUGUUUUGGGUUUACCUUUGAGAGUUCCCAACCAUUUCGUUAUAAUUUGCAAUGUUCACAUUUAUAGUGGUCUAUCA